Messenger RNA from Gadus chalcogrammus (walleye pollock), 1220 nucleotides. RefSeq names its product carbonic anhydrase VII (gene ca7). The record is from RefSeq and is a predicted model, not a curated record. Gene Ontology annotation, cellular component: cytoplasm. NCBI's taxonomy places the organism in Eukaryota, Metazoa, Chordata, Actinopteri, Gadiformes, Gadidae. Gene Ontology annotation, molecular function: zinc ion binding; carbonate dehydratase activity. Gene Ontology annotation, biological process: regulation of intracellular pH. Bases 135 to 926 code for a protein of 263 amino acids. The transcript is spliced from 7 exons.
GUCCCUUCCCACCUUCAUCUUGAUCAUUAAAACAAGAAGACGCACCGAUGCAGCCACCUGAUCAGUGUAGUACUGGGUGAGAAAGUCAGGGGCCGGGGAAAAAAGAAAAAGUAAAACGAUCUCAUUAAGAGGAGAUGAAGGGGUCUACUUGGGGGUACGGUGAAGAGAAUGGCCCAUCCUUGUGGCAUAAGGACUACCCCGUCGCCCAAGGGAGCCGCCAGUCUCCCAUCGACAUUGUCCCCUCCGAAGCCUCGUUCGACCCUCGCCUGGCUCCCAUCCAACUCUCCUACGACCAAUGCACAUCAAUCAACAUCUCCAACAAUGGACACUCCGUCGUGGUCGAGUUUGACGACUCCGACGCCAGAUCCGUGAUCCAUGGGGGGGCCUUGCCCAACCCUUACAGGCUGAGGCAGUUCCACUUCCACUGGGGGGAGAAGGGAUGCCAUGGGUCCGAACACACCGUGGCAGGGAAGGCCUUUGUGUCAGAGCUUCAUCUAGUCCACUGGAACGCUGAGAAGUACAAGACGUUUGGACAGGCUGCCCAGGAACCCGACGGCCUGGCUGUCCUCGGCAUCUUCCUGGAGACGGGUGAUGAUCACAGAUGGCUCCACAAGAUAACAGACGCCUUGUACAUGGUGAAGUUUAAGGGAAGCGUUUCAGAUUUCAAAGGUUUCAACCCCAAGUGCCUUCUACCCAGCAGCCUUCACUUCUGGACAUACCCCGGCUCUCUGACCACACCCCCUUUGCAUGAGAGUGUCAUCUGGAUUGUCCUGAAGGAGCCAAUUGUAGUUUCCGAAAAACAGAUGGGAAAGUUCCGGAUGCUGGUGUUCAAUGGAGAAGAGGAGGACUUGAGGAGUCGCAUGGAGAACAACUUCCGGAGCCCCCAGCCCCUGAAAGGCAGAAAGGUUCUUGCUUCUUUUAAGUGAGAAACCCCUUCCUGCCCCCGACGAAGAACCUGGAGCCCUGCACCAUGUCUGUCCUACCAUCACAGAGCCAUCCAUUGAUAUAUCUAGACUUUAGGCUGCCAUUCGGAAUCUACCUGUCCAGGCUCACCUUUACCUCUAACGCAAUAUGUACUAUGCAAUAAAUGAUGAAUUCCUGAUUGUAUAAUAACAAAAGAUUAUAAUAUAUGUUAUACAUGAGAGAAGAUCCAAUUGAAUUAUGUUUGUAGUUUGUUUUAAAGUGUUGCUCUCCUAUACAUUACAUUAAAUAUUUUAAAU